AUGCCCAGCAUAGAGCUGAAGCUCUCCCGAUUCAAUCGUAUAUAUCAACCAUCUUUAUAUAAUGCUGCUGCUGUAAUACGAUAUCAGGAUUUUCUGGAGGGCAAAAUCUUAAUAAGGUCAUCUUCCUCCAUUUCUCACUAUGGGAUUGUCCUCACCCUCAAUGGAUCGGUCAACUUGCAGGUUCGUGGAGGAUCAGCUGGUGUCAUCGAGUCUUUCUAUGGUGUUGUGAAGCCUAUUCCAAUUGUGAAGAAGAACAUUGAGAUCAGAACUUCUGGGAAGAUUGGUCCAGGCACAGCAGAGAUACCAUUUUCCAUAAAUCUGAGGCAGCGUGGAGAAGAAAAUUUAGAGAGGUUCUAUGAGACCUUCCAUGGAAGGAAUAUUAGCAUCCAGUAUUUGAUAACUGUAGAUGUAAUGCGGGGAUACCUACAUAAAUCGUUAUCUGCAACGCUGGAAUUCAUUGUUGAAACUGAUAAAGCUGAUAUUCUUCAGAGACCGAUUUCUCCUGAGAUGGUUGUCUUUUACAUUACUCAGGAUACUCAGAAACACCCGUUACUUCCUGAACUAAAAACAGGUGGCUUUAAGGUGACAGGAAAAGUGUCAACUCAAUGUUCUUUGGUGGAUUCUAUCAAUGGAGAGCUAACAGUAGAAGCAUCUUCAGUUCCUAUUCAAUCUAUUGACUUGCACUUGCUCCAAGUAGAGUCAAUUCUUCUCGGGGAAAAAAUUGUAACUGAAACAUCCUUGAUACAAACAACACAGGUUUGCCACAUUCCAUGUCUUUUCAGAAAUGUUUUAACUUAUGUAAUGUUUAUUUGA
This is a messenger RNA of Pistacia vera, 813 nucleotides long. Its product is annotated as vacuolar protein sorting-associated protein 26C-like. The record is from RefSeq and is a predicted model, not a curated record. Gene Ontology annotation, cellular component: endosome. Bases 1 to 813 code for a protein of 270 amino acids. Lineage: Eukaryota; Viridiplantae; Streptophyta; Magnoliopsida; Sapindales; Anacardiaceae. The transcript has 8 exons. Gene Ontology annotation, biological process: intracellular protein transport.